AAAAUGCCCCACCGGUGGGGGAUCAACUGGAAAAAAGGGGAGAAGCUUGAAGCUAUGGACUAUAUGAACAAAUGGUAUUUGGCUAAAAUAAAAGACAUAGACUACAAGGAACAGUCGGUACUGAUCCAUUUUGAAGGGUGGAACUCAAGAUUUGAUGAGUGGUUUACUGGUGACAGUGAACGUAUGAGGCCACUGACACGAUCUUCAGGCAGGCCACAGAAAAAGAAAGUUGAUGGCGUGAUUCCUGUUUAUUCUGUAUAUUUUCAGGAAUACAAUGUAGGAGAGAAGGUACUAGCAAAAUGGUCGGAUUCCAAGAUGUAUGCAGCUCGUAUCGAGGCUGCUAAUACAGACGGUAUGCCAUCUCUUACGUUCAUUAAAAAAAAAUUAGCCAAUAGCUUACUGCAUCAAAAAGACAAAAAAGCAAUUACUAAAUGUUACUAA
Molecule: messenger RNA, 441 nt
Organism: Lottia gigantea (owl limpet)
Lineage: Eukaryota; Metazoa; Mollusca; Gastropoda; Lottiidae
Exons: 3
Biological process (GO): regulation of transcription by RNA polymerase II
Cellular component (GO): nucleus; NSL complex
Source: RefSeq, a predicted model, not a curated record